AUGAAGCAUACAGAUGUUAUUAAGUCUGAAUUAAAUAAACGACAAGUAAAAUUUGACUUAGAUAAACUCCAAAAUCUUUGGUCUGUGUAUGAAAGUAUAAAAACUAGAAAAAAUGAAUUGGAUACAAAAAGGAAGACAAUAAGUAAAGAAUUGGGAGAACUGCUUCAGAAUAACAAAGAAGAUAACCAUGUAGAAAAAUUAAAAAUACAAGGAAAUUUAUUAAAAGAGAAUAUAAAUAAAUUAAAAGUCCCUUUGUGGUCUGCUGAAGAAGCUGCUAUUACUGAAUUUCUGAAAUUACCAAAUAGAUUGCACAAUUUAACUCCUGAACAUAAAAAUCACAUAAUUCAUGAAUUGGGUUUACCACCAUCCAACAAUAAAGAUCAUUUAAUUAUAGGCAAAACAUACAAUUUGAUUCAUUUUAUCAAAAAUGAAAAUUAUUACCUUCGAGGUGAUGCAGCCAUAUUUGAGCUAGGUGCAAAAUUUUAUAUCAGUCAUAAAUUGAAGCAAAAUAAAUUCAUUCAGUUUUCUAAUCCUGAUUUUGUUAAAAGUCUCGUAAUAGAGGGGUGUGGAGAAGAUCAUACAGAUUCUGAUUCAACAUUUAUACUCCAUCACAAUGAGGACACGAAGCCUAACAUAGAUAACAGGUUGCAUUUAACUGGAGCUAGUUCUAUAUAUUCUUUUUUGGCUUACCACACUAAGAAUGUGUUGCAUAACAAAGUUUUUCCAUUGAAAUAUUUUUCUAUGGGGAGACAGUAUAUACCAUCACCAAUAGAAGAAGACAGUUUAUUUCAUGUCAGUCAAAGCUCUGCUGCUCAGAUAUUUGUUGUGGCUAAGAAUAAUUUGGAACUUGACCAAAUUCUUGGUGAUGUGAUUGAUAUGGCUAAAGAUAUAUAUAAUCAUUUAGGUUACCAUUAUAGAUUGAGCUUUGUUCCUGCAAAUAGACUAAAUAUAUGGGAGUCAUUAAGAUUGGCUAUAGAAAUGUACUCUAGUUCUUUAAAAAGUUAUGUAGAAGUUGGAAACAUUUCCCUAAGUGGUGAUUACAUGAGCAAAAGACUCAUGCUUACUUAUACUGAAGAGAAACAAAGCCAUUUUCCAUAUUUAUUAUCUGGUACAAUUUUGAAUGUACCAAAACUUUUAGCAUGUGUUUUAGAGCAAGAUAAUGAUUUUGUAUUACCUGAACAAUUUAAAGUUGAGAAUUGGUCUAUUGAAUCUAGAAUG
Brenthis ino (lesser marbled fritillary) is the source of this 1218-nucleotide messenger RNA. The record is from the annotation of a GenBank genome assembly. NCBI's taxonomy places the organism in Eukaryota, Metazoa, Arthropoda, Insecta, Lepidoptera, Nymphalidae.